Durusdinium trenchii is the source of this 1257-nucleotide messenger RNA. NCBI's taxonomy places the organism in Eukaryota, Dinophyceae, Suessiales, Symbiodiniaceae. The record is from the annotation of a GenBank genome assembly.
AUGGUCUUGGCAUUCUCGCGGCUUCGCAGUCAGAUCAGUCUAACUGCACUCCUCCACCUGAACGGCAGCGUCUUUCCCUUCGCCACCAAAGUGGCCUUUCCAUGUGCCGCCGUGGCCUUCGUCCUGAAGUUGGCGCAGGUGGAGGAGUGGCCAAAGCUCAGUGAAGCCUUAGCCCAUGCCGAGAUGGAUGCCACGGUCUACAACGCCUUCUCGACGCUGCUGGGGAUCUUGGUGGUCUUCAGAACUGGCCAAGCCUACAAUCGAUUUUGGGAUGGGAGCACUCUCACGCACCAGAUGCGCGGAGACUGGUUUGAUGCCGCGAGCAGCAUCAUCUCCUUCACAAGGACCUCCAAGGCGGAUCGCGCCAAGCUCUGGGAGUUUCGGCAGAUCGUCGUCCGGCUCUUCAGCAUGCUGCAUGCAUUGAGCCUGGCUGAGCUAGAGGACGAUGAUGAUGAAGAUGAGGAUCGCUGGGCCUAUCGGUUGCGUGUGAUUGAUGGCGUUGGCAUCGACAUUACCUCCUUGAAAGCCCUGAAGAAGGCCGAGUGCAAAGUGGAGUUGGUUUUUCAUUGGAUUCAAUCCAUCGUGGUCACCAGCAUUGAUUGUGGCAUCAUGUCUGCACCCUCGCCGAUUCUCACCAGAGCUUACAGCGAGCUGGCCAGCGGCAUGGUGAAGUUUCACGAUUGUUUGAAAAUUGCGCGAAUUGCCGUGCCUUUCCCCUACUCUCAGGCGACGUUGAUGCUUUUGGUGAUCCAUUGGCUGCUGACGCCCUUCAUGAUGACCCUGGGAACUCAAAGCCCUGCGGUGUGCUGUGCCUUGGCCUCGGCUCAGACGUUGGGCCGGGAAGGGCAUCAGCUCUGCACGCUCGAGAACCCCUUCGGGGCAGAUGCCAAUGACUUGGACGUCCAUGACAUGCAGCAUGACAUGAACAACCGACUGCUCCUCCUCUUGGACCCCAUCAGUGCGAUCAUCCCCACCUUGUCGGGGAAUCAAGUGCAGGAUCACGAGCUGCUUCUGGAGAUGGAGCGGAAACGGGAGAUGCCAGCCUUCGACACCAUGUGGCGAAACCUUGCUGGAGAGGUGGAGCAAGGCGGAGACCUGAAGCGCACCCGACGCAGCAGCACCCAGCUGCGGCGCGGCAGCUUCGUGGCCAAGAAGUCGGAGAGCCAGGCAGGAAAGGGAAGGAGAGGAAGUGCAGGACCUGGGCGGGCGCAGGACCUGCGGGCAGGAAGAAUUUUCAUCCGUUUUUUUCCGAGAUGA